UAACCUGUGUGUGAGAAAACUUGUUUGAACUUAAAAAGUAGAGAGUUGGGUUUAUAAUUUUGGAGUUAGAUGAAGGUGGGAACCUUUUUUUCACAUAGCAGUGUCACAUUUGCUUUGACAUCUCUUGAUGUGCCUGGAUUUUUUUUUUUUUUUACUUGCUUAUGCUUGGAGAAGCUUUAUUUUACCUUUCUGUCAGGGAAAGCUUAACAAAUCUCAACUCAGGAACAACUUUGAUGGUUUUUUUCCUAUUUAUAUUUAAAUGAAGUGAAUGAAGUCUCAGAAUCCUUUCCAAAGCAAAAUGUGUCAGCCAGGACUGUCUCAAACAUGACAUUCCUCUUUUCUUUGCCAGGCAGGAAUGCAGUGACAAGUUUUAAUCUCACUAGAACUGUUGGCCCUCGUUCAGAAGCGAUUUAUACGUAAAGGGAGAAUGGGUUUGCUGCAUCCAUGCUUGCUGAAGUUUAGGACCAACUCCUUUGCUACCUGAGACCUGUAGAGAGACAUAAACCCACCCAAGAUAAUAAUACCAGUGGAGUCAUGAGACUGCAGAGCCAACUCAUCUGAUCUGGUGAUGGUUGAUGAGGCUGUAAAAUGUGACAGGAGCAGGCAGGAGAUUUCUGGAUGAGGCCUGCGGAACCUUCUCAAGGUGGUGAGGCUGUUCCUGUGCCACUGAGGAGGCCUGAAGCCUCAACACAUCCCUGCACAGUUUACACAGCCUGCAGGUGCAAUGGCCACAGUGGCUUUCCUGGAUGCAGCACUAGUUCAGCUCUGCUUCCCUCCGAGCACAGCCGCUCUCCUGUGGGCCAACACUGUCAUCAUGCACGUCACCAGGCCCAAAUCUGCCAAGGGAUGCAGAAGGCCAAGCUUCAGCCACCCUCAGGAUGUGGAAGCCUGUCCAUGCCAAGUGCCUUCUUCCCCACCGGCAGCCUCUCCUCGGGGAUUAGUGAGCAGCCAGAGAGCACCACUCACAAAACUGGGGUUCCCACCCACUCAGGUGUCUCCUGAGGAAAUCCCGGAGCUCCUGCAGCAAGUGCCUCUGAAGACCUCCUCUUCCCUGAACAAGUACCGGGUGCUCCCCUCCAUCGGCUGGAAGGGCGUAGGGAGCAAUGCCAUGGAAGCGCUGGUUCAACAGACCGACCGGCUGGAAGUGAGUGAGGGGCAGAAGGACACUCUGAAAUUCAGCAAAACUCUGUCUGGAGAACAGGGAUCUGGCAGUACAUUGUCAGGAAGCGAUGUUCCCGCUGAGGAGAGCUCCCACAUGCACUGUCCCCCUGAGAAGCGGGGAAGGAAAAUGAGGCAGGAGAGCCCUUCCAUGUCCCCUCUAAGCGUAGAAGAGCCCCACGUGCUGCUCGCGGUCCGGUCUCCCUCUGGCCAGAGGUUUGAGCACCACUUCAAACCCUCUGACAGUCUCCUGACAGUCCUUGCCAUGGCAGGACAGAAAUUGUUGGCCAACUACCAACACUGCAGCAUUGAAACGAUGGAAGUGCCCCGGAGGAGCUUCUCUGACCUUACAAAGUCCCUCCACGAAUGUGGGAUCCUCCACAAGUCUGUGCUGUGCAUUCGACAGGACAAGCAGCAUGAUGCAGCAGAUCUUUAGGCACACAGAGAUGGGUCGUUCUGCUGAGUGGGAUGCGUUGCUUCUUCCAAAAAAACUGAGUCUGAUGUUUCCUGGGCCUACUCUUGCCAUCUUUCACAAGUUCCCAUGAAGCAGUUAUGGAUGUUGAGAAAUAGUAUUUCAGGUGUAUAAACCUGCAUCAUAAAGAGCAGCUUGUUUCACCUGUGCCAUCACAAAUUGCUUCCUGAGUGCCACCAACCUUCAGCCUUUUUGGUUUGUUGAAGUUGCUGAUGUUCUUUUUUGAAAACUCAAGUUUCCAAGACCUCUCCUCUUGUCCUUUUCUCUGUUUUGGGAAGGUACUACUUCCCAGAGUGGAUCUGGAUGCACCUAUUUGGGAAGGUAGAAACAGAACUGUUUUACCUGCAGGACUCAGUAGCUGAUCAUCAUCCUAAACAUCAAGAGACUGAAAAGGAGCUUAAGCCCCUAAACCAUCUGGAAGUAAGAGUAUUAACACAUUAAUGGGUUAUUAGGAAGUAUUAAAUUGCAAGACUGAUUGUAAAAUACCUGUGAGGGCUCAGCUCUUUCUGGGUAAC
Lepidothrix coronata (blue-crowned manakin) is the source of this 2145-nucleotide messenger RNA. It is a transcript of the gene UBXN10, whose product is annotated as UBX domain protein 10. Bases 725 to 1594 code for a protein of 289 amino acids. The record is from RefSeq and is a predicted model, not a curated record. The transcript is spliced from 3 exons. Gene Ontology annotation, molecular function: protein binding. Lineage: Eukaryota; Metazoa; Chordata; Aves; Passeriformes; Pipridae.